GCGAGAAGUGAGGAGCGAAGAUAACAGAAGCUAUAGGGCUUGACUGUACACCCUUACGCGACAAUUUAUCCACAAUUGAAUCCACUUUCGCCACACCAAAAAAAGAUUAUCUUUAUUUACCAGGUGCAUACGACACUGUUGAACGAUAGGCUACACAACUAAAGAGUGUCACUGGGAAGGAAGAGAGCGCAGAACACAUAAAAGGCAUUGGAGUUCAGUCUGUCCAUCUGCAUCCCUGCAUCUUCCAGGGGAUCGUUAAGGACUCAUACCUCCUGUUCAACCCCAUUCCAGUCACAUAAACCUAAGCAGUCUCAUCACAAGGGCUGGAGAAUGGGGCCAGGUGGGGCUGUCUCCGUGAGCCUGAUAGGGUUCUCCCUCCUGGGGUUGAUCUAUGGCGCGUUGCCCCUGAACCCGGACGACCCUAACGUGUGCAGUCACUGGGAGAGUUAUGCUGUGACGGUCCAGGAGUCCUACGCCCACCCCUUCGACCAGGUGUACUACACCAGGUGCACCGACAUCCUCACCUGGUUCAAAUGUACCAGACACAGGAUCAGCUAUAAGACAGCGUACCGUAGGGGUGUGAGGACCAUGUACAGAAGGCGUUCUCAGUGUUGCCCAGGCUUCUAUGAGAGUGGAGACCUGUGUGUCCCUCAGUGUUCAGUCGAAUGUGCCCAUGGUCGGUGUGUGUCUCCUGAUACGUGUCAGUGUGAACCAGGCUGGGGAGGAGUGGACUGCUCUAGUGGUUGUCAGGCUGACUUCUGGGGCCCCCACUGCACUAACCGGUGCCAGUGCCAGAACGGGGCCAAGUGUAACCCCAUCACGGGGGCGUGUGUGUGUACAGACGGGUACCAGGGGUGGCGUUGCGAGGAGACAUGCGAGGCGGGGCUCUAUGGGAAGGGAUGCCAGCUAGAGUGCCAGUGUCUCAAUGGUGCCACCUGCCAUCACGAGACCGGAGAGUGCCUCUGUGCACCGGGAUACACAGGGGCUACCUGUGGUGAGCGGUGUCCCUCUGGUAGUCAUGGCGCCCAGUGUGAGCUGCGUUGCCCGUGUCAGAACGGUGGAACGUGCCAUCACGUCACGGGGGAGUGCUCCUGCCCCGCUGGAUGGAUGGGCUCGGUGUGUGCCCAGCCUUGCCAGUUUGGCACCUACGGCAUCAACUGCAGCCAGGAGUGCCCCUGCCGGAACGGAGGUCUGUGUGACCACAUCAGUGGGCAGUGCCAAUGCACCGCGGGCUAUAGAGGAGAGAGAUGUAAGGAGGAGUGUCCGGUCGGGUCCUACGGUCCUCAGUGUGCCCAUAAGUGUGACUGUCAGAACGGAGCGAGGUGUUACCAUAUCAACGGGGCCUGUCUGUGUGACGAGGGGUUCAAAGGUCCUAGCUGUCAGGACAGGUUCUGUCCCUCUGGACUGUAUGGACUCAUCUGUGAUAAAUACUGCCCCUGCAACGCCUUAAACACGCUCAGCUGCCAUCCGUUGUCGGGGGAGUGUGCGUGUGCGGCGGGGUGGGCGGGUCUGUUCUGCAACGAGACCUGUCCGUCAGGUUACUAUGGCGAGGGGUGCAAGGAGCCGUGUGCGUGUGCCAACGGAGCCGACUGUGAUGGCAUCACUGGAGCCUGCAUCUGUGCUCCCGGGUACAUGGGUGAUGACUGUUCUCUGACCUGUCCUCCUGGGUUGUAUGGGACCAACUGUUCCUUUCCCUGUUCCUGCCACAAUGAGAUGUCCUGCUCACACAUCGACGGAUCCUGCAUGUGCAGAGAAGGUUGGCAGGGGGUGGAUUGUACCAUCUCGUGCUCCAGUGGUACCUGGGGUCUGAACUGUAACCAGACGUGUCUGUGUGCCAACGGGGCAGCCUGCGACCCGGGCAAUGGAACCUGUACCUGCGCCCCCGGCUGGAUGGACGAGUACUGCGACACAACCUGUCCCGAGGGCACGUAUGGAGAACAGUGUCGGGAGCGGUGUGACUGUAUCCAUGCCGAUGGCUGUGACCCUGUGAGAGGCGACUGUCGCUGUCUGGCUGGAUGGACUGGUGUGCACUGUGACGGUGUGUGUGUGGAGGGCCGAUGGGGCCCAGACUGCUCCUACUCCUGUACCUGUGAGAACGGAGGCUCCUGCUCACCAGAGGACGGAACGUGUGUGUGUGCUCCCGGAUACAGAGGCACCUCCUGCAGACGCAUCUGUUCUCCAGGGUUCUAUGGUCAGCGCUGCAGUCAGUCCUGUCCUCAGUGUAUCCACAGCGAUGGUCCCUGUCACCACAUCGCAGGGCACUGUGAGUGUCUGUCAGGAUUCUGUGGCUCUCUGUGUAACCAAGUGUGUCCCAGUGGCAGGUAUGGGAAGGGCUGUGCUGAGGUGUGUAUGUGUACCAACAACGGGACCUGUAACCCCAUCGAUGGCUCCUGUCAGUGCUACCCAGGAUGGAUCGGAGAGGACUGCUCUAAGGUGUGUCCUCAGGGUGCGUGGGGUCCAGACUGCAUCCAUACCUGUAACUGUCACAACGGGGCUCAGUGCAGCGCUACAGACGGACAGUGUAGCUGCAGCGCAGGGUGGAGCGGACUCUACUGUACACAACGUUGCAGUUCAGGGUUCUUUGGUCCAUCCUGCUCCGAGGUGUGUCGCUGUCAGAACGGAGCGGACUGUGACCACAUCACUGGUCAGUGCUCCUGUCGGACCGGAUUCAUCGGACACAGCUGUGAACUCAAGUGUCCUCCUGGGACGUUUGGCUACGGCUGUCAGCAGCUGUGUGAGUGUAUGAACAACGCCACCUGUGACUAUGUGACUGGGACCUGCUACUGCAGCAUUGGCUACAAGGGCAUCCGCUGUGACCACGCUGCCCUGAUGAUGGACGAGCUGAACCCCUACACUAAGAUCAGCCCAGCCUUGGCAUCAGAGCACCAGUCGGCGGGCGCUGUCAUGGGCAUCAUCUUCCUCCUCCUCUUCAUCGUGACCAUGUUGGGGGUGGUGGUGUGGUGGCGCCGGCAUCAGCAGAGAGAGAAAGGAGGGCAGCACAUGGCCAGUGUGUCCUACAGCCCCGCCCUGAGGAUCAGCAGCCAGGGCUACUCCCUCUCUGAUUCAUCUCCUACCAACAGCAACGCCAGUCGUUGUUUCACUAACCCCUCCUACCACACUAUGGGACCAUGCACCUACGCUGGCCACUAUGCCAAGCCUGACCAGAAGACAAGGAGGGCCAAGGUGAAGGACAAGAGGUUGAACAGGAAUAGUGCUCCAGAGUGGGCGACCUACUAUAACCUCAAUGAACUGGGUGUGUACUGUGUAGACAGGCGCUACAGCUCCUACCAUGAGCAGUAUUACAGAGACUACAUGAAGGGUUCGCUGUCCAGCACCUGCUCUCUGAACAGUGAGAACCCCUACUCCACCAUCAAUGACCCACUGGCCGUGGCCUGUAAACACUCAGAGAGCAGCUAUGUAGAGAUGAAGAGUCCUGCCCACCAGGAGACGUCCUACUGCUCCUCUGCUGUAGUCACCACCGCCACACACACCGCCAGUAAGAACGUCUAUGACGUGGAACCCAUGGUGAGCGUUCUCCAGGAUUCUAAAGGUGUGGUGGUUCCCACGUACCCUCAGAACCCUUACGACCUCCCCAGGAACAGCCACAUCCCCAGCCACUACGACCUGCUGCCCCUGAGACACAGCCAGAGCUACAGCCCCACACACAGCCAGGGCCACAGCCACCACAGCCCACCCCUGCCCGGCAGCCCCACCAGCUCCCUGCUAUAGACUGACCACUCCCUAACGCUGGGCCACGACCUUUGACCUAUGACUUACUUAUGGGUCAUGGGCUGCUCCACCUGGGGUUGCGGAUAAAGACUGUAUUGUGACUAUAGAGACAAAGUACCAGUGCAACAUCAUUGUUGUGGACAUGCUAGAAGAUAUACCAACAGAACCUCUGUGUGGACUCACUGCUGUGUGAUACUGGAUAAUGCAUACUGUAAUAUAUUACAGCCGUUUGAACUGUCUGAGGAAGACACUGGGGAGUCUAAUAACUACUGGAGAGGUGUGGCACCCUCUUUGUUUACACUCUGGCUCGGUGGAGGGGACACACACACACACACACACACACCCUAUGAAACAGACCAGUGGAGUCAUGAACACAAAAGAUCAUGGACAUCUAUAUAGUCAUUUCUGGCUCAAUGAUUCUAUUCCAUGCUGGGAUUCCAUGCUGGUAUUCCAUGACUGGGUGACCAGAGAAGCAACCAGGCUGCCCAUAGAGGAGGACAAACCACCAGGAAGCAACCAGGCUGCCCCAUAGAGGAGGACAAACCACCAGGAAGCAACCAGGCUGCCCGUAGAGGAGGACAAACCACCAGGAAGCAACCAGGCUGCCCCAUAGAGGAGGACAAACCAACAACUGUCUCAGAUGAGACCAGCUUGGAGCAUCACCAAAAGGGCAUUAGAUCUGCCCGUCUAUCAGGCAGUGGACUGGAGAAGGAAUACGAGACAGUCAUUAUGGGACCUGAAUGGGGACUGACUGGGCUUGGAUUCACUAUUCUAUUGUAUAUUGAUAUCGGCCAGCAACACAGCUACCACUCAUAUAACUGCAGAUGAAGGAGAGGAGACAACGAGAGUUCCUAGACAAACCAGGAUUGGAUUAAAUUAGGCACCAAAGUCUUUGAAAGAAGACAACGGGUUGAAACAGGGAGGGACUACCUUUCCGUUUUUCCGUUGCAAAAACGUUUUGCUAUGGUGUGCACUAAUGAACACGACCCAUGGUUAUAUACUGUAAAAAACAAACAAACAAAAAAAACAACUACGCUUAACUUCUACAACUCGCUGUACGUGUAAAUGUUCGGUAUUUUUACACAUCUUCGCUUAUUUUCAUGUUUACAUUUUUAAGAUCCUUAACGGGUCCAUAUUUUCUCUCGGAAAAGUUAUCUUUUUGUAUUUAUUGUGUAUAAAGUUAAGGAGUGGUAGUGACGGUAGUGGUAGUGACUUUAUGUUGUGUAAAGCUAGUAAAUGUGCAUGCCAAAUGAUGACUCUAAGUAUAGUAGUUUACAGAGAAUAGCCUAAUGUCAUUGUUGAACCAUUUGGUACAAACUAACUGUUAUUUCAUAGACUUUACCCAUAUUUACCCACUGCCCUCUUUGAACAUGGGAAUGAAUCCUAGUUGAACUGUCUUUACAAGAAUCUGCAAUGACAUUAAGGAAAAGAGAACUGUUUAGAAGUAUUGAUGCUGCCAAAAUGAGGGUACGUGGAAAAUAUACUGUAAAUUAUGAAGUUCCAUUUCCAAAUGUAGAACCAUUGUAGAGAAACCGGUUAAUAUUUGUGAACGAUGCACAUCACCAUUUUAAGUUAUAAUAACCCUGUAAUAACUAGAUACAUACUCACACCCUGUACACAAUCCAACAUGAUAACGACAGAACUAUUACAUUGAUCUCCAACUCUACAUGGAUAUUUCACCACCUCAGCCAAUAGCAAUAACAUGACAUGUUCAUAACAGGCCCGAUUCAGACUUGCGAUAAGUCAACGUGUCCAUGUUAAGUCUACUUAUCUCAAGUCUGAAUCGGUCCCAACAUGAGCAACAGGACAAUCAUACACAGACAGUAAUGACUCUGUUUUUUUUUUCCCUCAUGGAUUUGUUAGUUGAUAUUUCUCCUCAUAAGGAGACGGGUACGUCCCAACUUGCACCCUAUUCCCUUUAUAGUGCAACCAGAGCCCUGGUCAAAAGUGGUGCACUAUAGAAGGACUAGGGUGCCAUUUGGGACACAGUCUAGAAUUCCCAUAGUCUGUUGUAACCUAGUAGUACCCAAAGCUGCUUGACUGUUUCUCUGUUAAAGUGUUAACUUCAAUAAAGAUGCCAUAGCUCAGG
Coregonus clupeaformis (lake whitefish) is the source of this 5818-nucleotide messenger RNA. RefSeq names its product multiple epidermal growth factor-like domains protein 11. The transcript has 26 exons. The record is from RefSeq and is a predicted model, not a curated record. Lineage: Eukaryota; Metazoa; Chordata; Actinopteri; Salmoniformes; Salmonidae. Gene Ontology annotation, molecular function: protein binding; scavenger receptor activity. Bases 331 to 3729 code for a protein of 1132 amino acids.